Molecule: messenger RNA, 546 nt
Organism: Linum tenue
Lineage: Eukaryota; Viridiplantae; Streptophyta; Magnoliopsida; Malpighiales; Linaceae
Source: the annotation of a GenBank genome assembly
AUGAUCGACCCGAUUUCGCCAAACUACAUCUCCAAAAUCCAACUCUGUCGCAACUCCUCCAUCUUCGUCUUCUUCACCCGCCACCAACAGAAGUUCUCGGCUGGCUCAUGCAUGUUUGCGGAGUGGUGGGACGGCGAGAUAUUCAUUGAUGGCAGGCCGGAAUCCCAGCUAAUUCUCCCAAUUGUUAAGCUGACAACAGGGGCGGCGGCACCGAGCUCAGAGCCACAUCAAGCGACACUCAAGCUCGCCAAGCUCCUCCACCACCGAGGCUUCCACAUCACCUACGUCAACACCGAGUUCAACCACAGCCUUCCGAGUAGCACGUCCAAGGAAAAGCUACUACUACUCAUCAUCCUCUGCUUCCAAUUGAGAUCAGCCAUUUUGGAAGAGGGCGGGAUCGGAAUCGGACGAACCAGCUGCUUAUUGGGUUUUAAAUUUGGUGUGCUCGUCGGCGGUCCCAGCGUUAGCCUCUCGAACGACCCGUCGCCGCCGGUGUUUGGUAUCGCGACCGGGAAAUUGGGGACCGGAGGAAGCUUCGAGAGCUAG